GACGUCGCGUUUUAUUCUCACUCUAUUGUAUGUGAGAAAAUGGCGACCGGGACCGGGAAACACAAGCUGCUGAACAUAGGUCCCACAGAGCCAUGGUCGAUCCGGGAGAAGCUGUGCCUGGCCUCCUCCGUCAUGCGCAGCGGAGACCAGAACUGGGUUUCUGUGAGUCGUGCUAUCAAACCUUUUGCAGAACCCGGUCGUCCACCUGAUUGGUUCUCUCAAAAACAUUGUGCCUCACAGUAUUCUGAGCUUUUGGAAACUACAGAAACUCCAAAACGAAAAAGAGGCGAACGAGGAGAAGUUGUAGAGACAGUUGAAGAUGUAAUUGUGCGUAAACUGACAGCCGAAAGAAUUGAAGAACUGAAGAAAUUAAUUAAAGAAACACAAGAAAAGUAUAGAAAAUUGAAGAAGGAAGCAGAACUGAUUCAGAGUGGCCACAUGGACAGCAAAUUGGAGGAACUGUGGAACGAUAUUGUGGCCAAGAAGAAACAGGAAGAGGAGGAAGCCGAGAUGAAAAAGAAGGCAACAGAUGCUGCUUAUCAAGCACGACAGGCAGCUAAGAAUAUUCCUCGCAGAAGUUCAAGCACAAUAGGACGCUCAUCUGUUGGAUCUUCAUCUCCAGGUGGAGAGUUUGGUUUAGGAGACCUGACACCGAAUAGCACCGAGGAGGCAAACAUGGGGGUAAGUGUGGGGUCUUUACCAAACACCCCAGUCUCCUCCUUCAUUGGCAUUCCUGACACCCCUCCUCCUCCUCCAACCCCUUUGGAGUCCCCAUUGACCCCUGUGAUGGACGACUCUCCCCAGAAAAAGAUGGUGGGACAGAAAGCAACUCCACCCCCCUCCCCGCUGUUAUCGGAGCUCCUGAAGAAAGGAAGUGUGUUGCCCACAAGUCCCCGUCUGGUCAGUGAGAGUGAAAUGACUUUAGGAACUAAUAACAUUACCGGCUCUAGUGUCUUAAUGGAUGUUGGGUUACUUCCAAGUCUUCAUGGAGGUGAGCUGCACCCUAUUGCAGGCACAAUUCCAGCAUCUCCGGCAGCAUCAGUGACCCAGCAGGAGGACAGUGAAAAUGCUUCUGAUCCACACACAGUUACCGUGUCCAUGGACAGUAGUGACAUCUCCAUGAUCAUAGAUUCUAUCAACAAGGAAUGUCUGGGAACUGGAGAUAGUAGUGCACAAUCAAAGGAUGAGUCUUCAGACAGCAAGGGAGACCUGGAUCUAGCAGAGAAAAUGGACAUUGCUGUAUCUUACACUGGAGAGGAGUUAGACUUUGAAACUGUUGGAGAUAUCAUUGCAAUAAUUGAAGACAAGGUUGAUGACCAUCCUGAAGUGCUGGAUGUAGCUGCAGUUGAGGCAGCCCUUUCUUUUUGUGAAGAGAAUGAUGACCCCCAAGCCCUUGGUGGGCCCUGGGAUCAAGCUGUUCAGGAACACACAGUGAAACAAGAGACACUUCCAAAGUCUCUCAUUCCGGGGCCCAAGGAUACAGAUACAAUAAUGAAUAUCAUGGAGUUGGCUGAUAUAAAAGCAGAACCUUCUGAACCAGAGGUGGAACCUGCCCAGUCAGAUGGGGCCCCCCUGACAUCUCUUUCAACCUUUCAGCUUGAACCCCCUGAAGAAGAGUUAAGUGAAGCUAGUGUAAAAGAACCAGUCAAAGAAGAGGAAACAAGUGAUCACCAAGUGAAAACGGAGGAACCAGAAUGUGAGACUUCUCACAGUGACGCAUUUCUGAAUGAAGAAGAAAGAGGGAUACCAUCAGAGGAGAGUCCGUCUUUAACUGAGCCAGUGAAAUCCGAGCCUCCAGCUGCCAAUCAGAACAAGGACUCUCAAGGAGAGGAAGAUGAGGAAGAGGAGGAUGUCACAAGUGAGGUUGGUAGUCCUGAAGAGCCCAAAGAAGAAGAAGCCGGGGAGGAAUAUCUAUCUGAAAUGGAUAAUGAACCUCCAAUCAGUGAGAGUGAUGACGGAUUCAGUAUUCAUAAUGCUCAGCUUCAGUCCCACACACUUGCAGAUUCUAUUCCCAGCAGUCCAGCAUCCUCCCAAUUUUCGGUCUGCAGUGAAGAUCAGGAGGCCAUACAAGCCCAGAAAAUCUGGAAAAAAGCUAUUAUGUUGGUUUGGAGAGCAGCAGCCAAUCACAGGUAUGCCAAUGUCUUUCUUCAGCCUGUGACAGAUGACAUUGCUCCUGGUUAUCAUAGUAUUGUGCAGAGACCCAUGGACCUAUCCACUAUAAAGAAAAACAUUGAGACUGGUCUAAUUCGGAGUACAGCGGAAUUCCAAAGGGACAUCAUGCUUAUGUUCCAGAAUGCUGUAAUGUAUAAUAGCUCUGAUCAUGAUGUCUACCACAUGGCUGUAGAGAUGCAGCGUGAUGUGCUGGAACAAAUCCAGCAAUUCCUAGCCACACAGCUGAUUAUGCAGACAUCUGAAUCAGGCAUCAGUGCAAAAAGUCUAAGGGGCCGAGAUUCCACACGCAAGCAAGAUGCCUCUGAAAAGGACAGUGUCCCCAUGGGCUCUCCUGCCUUCCUUCUCUCUCUCUUUGAUGGAGGCACGCGAGGCCGCCGGUGUGCAAUCGAAGCCGAUAUGAAGAUGAAAAAAUGAGGGGUCUGCUAUGUGCAAUACAUUGCAAUAGCAGUACAGUUUUAUGUAUAAAUUGUAUGAUUUAAUGAAUUGAUGUUGUCUUUGGAAAGCCAAUUUAUAAAACCCCAGUAUCUGGGUUUCAUUUCUGUUUGCCUUCCAUGAAGUGUUGAUACAAGCAGCAUUAGGGUACUUUCACACUUGCGGCAGAGGAUUCAGCAAUCUGGACGCAAACUGAUGCAUUUGUGAGACGGAUCCGGAUCCGUCUCACAAAUGCAUUGCAAUACCGGAUCC
Messenger RNA from Bufo bufo (common toad), 2856 nucleotides. It is a transcript of the gene BRD8, whose product is annotated as bromodomain containing 8. Gene Ontology annotation, cellular component: NuA4 histone acetyltransferase complex. The transcript is spliced from 21 exons. Gene Ontology annotation, molecular function: protein binding. The record is from RefSeq and is a predicted model, not a curated record. Lineage: Eukaryota; Metazoa; Chordata; Amphibia; Anura; Bufonidae. Bases 40 to 2586 code for a protein of 848 amino acids.